This is a messenger RNA of Carassius auratus (goldfish), 3797 nucleotides long. RefSeq names its product potassium voltage-gated channel subfamily C member 1-like. The coding region runs from base 609 to 2432 and encodes 607 amino acids. Gene Ontology annotation, cellular component: neuronal cell body membrane; voltage-gated potassium channel complex; axon terminus. The record is from RefSeq and is a predicted model, not a curated record. Gene Ontology annotation, molecular function: delayed rectifier potassium channel activity; protein binding. Gene Ontology annotation, biological process: protein homooligomerization; action potential; potassium ion transmembrane transport. The transcript is spliced from 4 exons. NCBI's taxonomy places the organism in Eukaryota, Metazoa, Chordata, Actinopteri, Cypriniformes, Cyprinidae.
GCUGUGUCCACUGUCACAAGAUGCAACAGAUCUUUUCCAACAAACUGAUGAUACCGUCUCAUCCUUCGAGAACAGAUGAUUUAGCCGUAUAUAGAUGAAGUAGUUUCAAUCAAAGUUAAUAUCGCAGACGUUUUUCGCAUGCGGUUUUAUUUUAAAUCACGUUGUGAUUAAGGAAUAAUGCGCACGCACGUGACAGCCGAGUGUUGUGGACGACAAGGUGACAAGAGUUUUGAAAGCGAUGAAAUGAAAAGUCAUUUUUAGAGUAGUUUGACUUUUAUUUGAACUAUUUUUUUUUUCUCAAAAUUUUUCUUUGUAAAUGUAAUGAUAAAUACCCAAGCGUGCGUGUUCAAUUUGCACGUAAUACGCGGAUGGUUUGCUCAUGUUUUGGUGUUUACUAUCGUGUCCAAGUGUCCAAGAAUGAGGAACAACCCAAGCAUCCACCCAUAGACUGAAAAUCAAGUGUUUCUCCGUUAACAGGUGGUUCUUCGCGCCUCUGAUGGUCAUGUUGACGGCGGAAACUCUCUACCGUUGUUCGACAUUCAUAACUGACGACAGCUGCGCAGGUUUAGAAAGCCAAGAGAGUUACUAGGUAAAAGUCAUCUAAAUCUAUGAUUAGCUCGGUGUGUGUUUCGUCGUACCGCGGGCGCAAGUCAGGCAACAAACCUCCUUCCAAAUCAUGUCUGAAGGAAGAGAUGGCCAGAGGCGAAAACUCGGACAAAAUCAUCAUCAACGUCGGUGGCACGCGCCAUGAAACCUACAGGAGCACCCUGAGGACCAUACCGGGCACGAGACUCGCCUAUCUCGCCGACACGGACCUCCAGGUGAACCUGAACCCAGGCACGGGACAGACACCCACCACCGGCGAAUUCUUUUUUGACCGACACCCGACCAUAUUCGGCUAUGUGCUGAACUACUACAGGACUGGCAAGCUCCACUGCCCGGCGGAUGUGUGCGGCCCUCUGUUCGAGGAGGAGUUGGCAUUUUGGGGCAUCGAUGAGACGGACGUGGAGCCCUGUUGCUGGAUGACCUACCGCCAGCACAGGGACGCAGAAGAGGCGCUUGAGAUUUUCGAACCGCCAGAUCCGGAGGAUGCGGAGGAUGACCAGGACAUGCCCAGACGCUUCGGCAUCGAGGACAGCCUUGACCGCUCCAGGGGAUACUGUGAAGUUUGGCAACCGAAAAUAUGGGCGCUCUUUGAAGAUCCAUAUUCGUCGCGUGCAGCCCGGGUUAUUGCCUUUGUCUCCCUGUUUUUCAUCCUGGUGUCCAUCACUAACUUCUGCCUGGAGACUCAUGAGUUCUUCAAUGAACUUCGCAAUGUCACAUCUACAAAUACUGAAAGCAACACCACCAUGACCCCCGUCACCCUGAAGAUGGAGAUGGAGCCCAAACCAGUUCUCACAUUGGUGGAGGGAAUCUGCGUGGUGUGGUUUACCUUUGAGUUCCUGGUCCGCAUCAUAUGUUGCCCGAACAAGCUUCUCUUCAUCAAGAACCAGCUAAACAUCAUUGACUUUGUUGCCAUCCUGCCCUACUAUCUGGAGAUGAGUUUGAGUGGCGUCAAAUCCGAAGCUGCCAAGGACGUCCUGGGCUUUCUGCGCGUGGUCCGUUUUGUGCGCAUCCUACGGAUCUUUAAGCUCACGCGACACUUUGUGGGUCUCAGGGUCCUCGGCCACACCUUGCGGGCGAGUGUGAAUGAGUUCUGUCUGCUCAUCAUCUUUCUUGCGCUCGGGGUGCUCAUCUUCGCCACCAUGAUCUACUACGCCGAACGUCUUAGCGCAGAUCCCCUAGACCCUAGCGGCUGCAACCACACGCAUUUCAAGAACAUUCCCAUCGGCUUCUGGUGGGCGGUGAUCACCAUGACCACAGUAGGUUAUGGAGACAUGUAUCCUAAGACAUGGCUGGGCAUGAUGGUCGGUGCGUUAUGCGCAUUAGCAGGUGUGCUUACCAUCGCCAUGCCAGUGCCCAUUAUCGUUAACAAUUUUGGGAUGUACUACUCGCUGGCUAUGGCCAAGCAGAAGUUGCCCAAGAAGAAGAAGAAGCACAACCCAAACCCAAGCCCACACAUGGUUACAAACUCAUUUGGGAAGUCUGAAAGCAACUCACCAAGGAACAGCACACAGAGCGACACGUGCCCCCUCGCCGCUGAGGUGAACCUUGGAAGAAAGCGCUCAGAUUCAAAGCAGAAUGGUGAUGCUACGGUAACUCUUUCUGAAGAGGAGAGCUGCACUCUGACCCAAGCGCUCUCUCCGGGCGAGAGGUGGACGCUCCGAUGCUCACACAACAGAGACAAGACCUUGAAAGAGGCAUCUUGCUUCCUGCUAAAUUCUGGAGAAUUUUCUUGUGGAGCUGAACCCACCAUCCACACAGAGAGCUGUAAAGAUGCGCUCACAUCCCCAGCAAACUACACUCAAGCAGAAGUUACUACCCUGACCUGAGGGGGGUUUGUCCUCGUCUGGGAUGCUCACCAGUCUUUCAUCUUCUUAUCAAUCAUGCAUCGUCUUUCUCAGUCAAGAAUAUGGAACGUCAUCAUGUACAUCUGUCCAUUUUCAAGCUGCCAGGCAUCUAUUUGCAUGACAGCAGUGCACGUUAAGAUCUAUAAAGCAUUUCUCCCCCCAGGAUUCUCAGCUUGUCUUUAUUUGGACGAAAGCAGAAAGCGGUCUGUGCCUGUACAGUAUCAUUUCAGAGAUCACAGGCCAACUAACAGGACUCGAAGAAAGCCCCGUUUAUCACUGUACAAAGAACUGCUGAACAGGGAUGUACAAGAACAGUUUUCCAAAAGUAUUUUAAUUCAAAAUAUCAGAAGGAAAUAUAUAAAGUUUAAGUUUUCUUAUAAAAAAAGCAGCAAAGCAGCUUUAUUAAAGAGCACAGUGGCACCUGUGUGUUUUCCCAACAAUUGUCUAACGUUUUCUGUAACCAAACUACAUAAAGUCCUGCAUUUAUUAAUCAUCAGCAAUUAAUAAUCAUUACAUCGCUGGUUGAGAUGGGACCAAACUUUUUAGCUCACUGUAAUCUAAACUUCUUUUGCAAGUACAUGCUGUCUGACCUGUCCAAGUUGUGCCUAUGUGCCUACUGUCUUGUAAUACUACUAAUAAUACCAAUUAUUAUAAUAGUAAAAAAAAAAAAAAAACAUAUUUUGUUUGUUAUUGAGAUGUCAAUCAUGUUUGCACACACACACACAAACACAGACACACACACACAAUUUAUGUGUGAGACUUUUUCCACUUUGUUGUCUGCCAUAGUUGCCUUAUGUUUAAUAACAAGAGUUAUAGUGCAACACCAUGCUAUUUAGAUGAGAAAAUGUAGAUGUCAGUACUACUGUAUGUAGCAGAGUAUCACUCUCUAGCGAGAAGGUGCAUUCACUGUCUAGCUUUACAGAUUGUUUUCAUAGUGGUCCAGCAGUGUCUGCCUUUAGCCAGUAACCUUGAGUAUAUUUGUGUGUUUCUGGGAUGACUUAACAUGCUAAAAGUGAGGUGGAUAAUAGAUGAUAUGUUACACUCUAAGAAAAAAAGGUUGAAAAGCUAUCAUUGGGGCUGUAUCUUUGAAAAAGUUAGACCUUUGUACUUUAUUUAGCCAUAAGGAGUUUAAUUAAUACCUUAAAAGUACAUAUUGGUAGCUGAAGUGUACAUAAUAGUGCCUAAAUUGUACAUUUUAGAACCUUUUCAAAAGGUACUGCCCCAUCGACUACUUGUGUGCCCUUUUUUUGUGUAGAAUGUUAUGUCUAAAGCAGCUCACAUCUUGUAUUUUGUAGGUAUGUGUGUCUAUGCAUUUCUAAAGGAACACAAAUAAAAUCUAAAUCCUGA